Molecule: messenger RNA, 3218 nt
Organism: Micropterus salmoides (largemouth bass)
Lineage: Eukaryota; Metazoa; Chordata; Actinopteri; Centrarchiformes; Centrarchidae
Product: neuromedin-U receptor 1-like
Exons: 3
Coding region: 29-1273 (414 amino acids)
Biological process (GO): G protein-coupled receptor signaling pathway
Cellular component (GO): plasma membrane
Molecular function (GO): neuromedin U receptor activity
Source: RefSeq, a predicted model, not a curated record
CUGAAAAAUCGUCUUGCCAAUCAGCAACAUGCCGGAGCUGAACUGCUCCCUUGCAACCCUUUUCGAAAUAGGUGCCACAGUUUUCAGUGACAUAGGCUGCCCCGAAGGUGCUGUGGUGUGUGGGAUGAAUAUCUCUUGGGUGUUGGCUAACGCUACAGCAGAUCUGGAUGACUUAUGCUUAAGCGAGGAGGAGUACCUGGUCAGGCACCUGGGCCCUCUAAGGUCCCCAGUGUUCCUUCCCGUCUGUCUCACCUACCUUACCAUCUUCACGGUAGGCUUACUGGGCAAUUCCCUGACCUGCGCAGUCAUUUUGCGCUACAGGGUGAUGCAGACACCCACUAACUACUAUCUGCUGAGCCUGGCCGUGUCUGACCUACUGGUGCUGCUGCUGGGAAUGCCGUUAGAGCUCUAUGAGAUGUGGCAGAACUACCCCUUCCUGCUCGGGGAGGGAGGGUGCUACUUCAAAACCUUCCUGUUUGAGACAGUCUGCUUCGCCUCCAUCCUCAACGUCACAGCGCUCAGCGUGGAACGCUACAUGGCGGUGGUGCACCCCCUCAAAGUCAAACACAUGACCACACGUGCUCACGUCAGGAGGGUCAUCUACAUGCUGUGGGGGCUGUCCAUGCUGUGUGCUGUGCCAAAUACCAGUUUGCACGGGAUUUGGGUGCUCCCUCCAAGGUUUGGACGACAGUUUCCCCGAUCAGCCAUCUGCUAUGUGGUCAAGCCCAUCUGGAUGUACAACCUGAUCAUCCUGAUUUCCACGUUGGUCUUCUUCCUGCUCCCCAUGCUGAUGAUUAGCAUUCUCUACCUGCUCAUUGGCUUGCAGCUACACAGGGAGAGGGUGAGGACUGUGGUGGACACGAGGGGUAACUUUGGACCAGAAAGUCUCUCCAGGUCCCACAUGCAGAAGCUGAACAAACGCAAUCUCCAAGUCACCAAAAUGCUAUGUGUGUUGGUGGUUGUGUUCGGCCUUUGCUGGGCUCCCUUCCACGUGGACCGCUUGAUGUGGAGCUACAUGGACACCUCGUCCAAGCAGCACCACAAGGUCUUCGAGUACGUCCACAUCAUCUCCGGAGUCUGCUUCUACCUAAGCUCUGCCAUCAACCCCAUCCUCUACAACCUAAUGUCCACCAGGUUCAGAGAAAUGUUCAGUCACGUUACCUGUUAUUCUAACAGCUGGCAGACUCGCUCCAGCUUACAGAUGACCCAACGCAGCACACUGAGCGAGACAAUUCCCAACAGUAUGAAAUGGAAAAACGGAAUAAAUGAGUAGAGAAAUGCAACUUAUACAGGGAAUAAGGGGUCAUUGAAUGGUUUAAUGAGCCUAAAAAUGGUGUGAAUCAUAUCCUACAGCCUACACAGUUACCGGAUCUUAACCCCACUGAACUGAAUUAGCUAAAUAAAUGUAAAUGUAUUUUUUUUUAAUUGCCACCACCAUCAACACGCUAAAUGAGAAAAUAUCUUUUGGAAGGACUUAGAGGCACUUACUAAGACACUUUAUGUUGUUUUUUCCCUUAAUUUUAACCAAUUCGUACAGAUAAGUAGCCCACAGACCUUCAAAUGAGAAGGUCUUAGCCCCAAAUGGAAGAAUAUUACCCUGUAAGUGGUAGGGGAUGUCAGACGAAGCUGACCAGACAUUACCCUGCACGUGCACAAAGGUUAUGUGACAAGCACUUAAAAACAUAAGGAUGCCUGCAUACUGAACACUCUGCUACUGUAUCUGGAAAUCCAGACUGCAGAAAUAUAUACAGUAGCUCAAAUCCCAUUUAGAGGGAGGGCCAACAUACUGAAUGAAGCAAAAAGAUGAUGAGACGGAGCACAUCGAUCUGUCUGAGUUCAAUGUGUGGCUGAACAAUGAAAUUAUCAUAUAAAUGAUACAACAGCAUUUUUUAUGCAUGGGAAAUAUAACUCAUUGACUCUCUCAAAUAAUUUCUAUUUGUGUACUAAGUAAACUUAUUUAUUGUAUAUACUGUAUAAUGUGAAGCAUAACAUUUCCAGGCAUUCCAGCUCAGAGUGCCAACAUCAUCACGCUUUCACGGCAAACAAUGAACAAUGCACAAUGUCUGCUGUUUAAAAGCAAGAACAUUUGUCUAGGACUGAAUAAGAGGUGAAAAUGAAAGUCAAUUGAGUGAAGGAGAGGAAUAAACAUGAUGGUCUGUCUAUGGUAUUUAUAACCAGUGACAAAGCUUAGUCAUGUGCCUUACAAGUAUUUAAAUUAUAUUCUGAAUUCUUAAGGCAUAAUGGUUUAAUAUUCCAACUGCCACAUUUCCACACAUAUUUCUUUGAUAACUGCACUGUGUAAUUACUUCUACAAUAUUAGUAAUUCUUCAUAUUGUUUGAAGCUGAAUUAAUAGGAAAAGUUUAGGAUCACAUUCAAGUAUUGCUUUCCUGAUAGAAAAACGUGAAGGUUUCACUUUAGUUUCAUGUAGUGAAUAAAGUGCUUCAACAUUUUGCUAAUUGUAUUGAAGACAGCACCUGUAUAUAGGAAAUGUUUAUAUUUAUCGUCUGUUGUGUUAAUACACUGUAUCUGAUGCAGUUUUCUGUUUAAAAGCAUACAUGUUUUUCACAGCGUGUACCCUUGAAAUAGUUUAUGCGACUGCAUGACCUGCUCUCGAACAUCAGUGCUGUUAGUGAGAUGUGCCAGCAGAGUUAUCAUUCUUAUUACUGGUUUGACUCAGAAACAGUGUAUUACGAGUCUUUGCACUUGUUUUUUAUGUUUAGACUCCUGUAGAGAAACCAGCUCCAGGACUUCUGUGUAAACAUCAUGGUUAAAGUGCUACCCAAACAAUACCAGUUAUUUAUGAGUUGUGAGAUCUGCUACAAGCCACAAGAAGCUUCGCACUAGACUGUCUCAUCUCAACUUUGGGUGACACACAGUGCAGGGGAAAAACUAAUUUUUACAAAUGGAGAUGAUGAUUAUGAGGGGUAGAAACUAAGGGGAAAGAUGCUGUCACUGGGUCAAUAAUAUGGAAAAAAUGUAAUAAUGAACAAUAAUGAUGGACACUGACUUUGUAAUGACACAAUAUUGUCAGUGUGCCACACCAACACUAAUGAACAGCAAACUACUCACAACUUCCAUCACCAUAACAGAAUAGACUGUUUACCCACCGGCUCUGCAAAUAGACUCGUUCAGAAGGCCGCAUCACAGCAUCACCCAAUAAUGGUAUUCAUUCAAGAGUGCGGUUAUUAUUACCACCCGUGGCACUGUGUGAUGUGAC